AUGGAGAGAUCAUGGUUUUACCCAUAUCCAUUUUGGUGCUAUCCGAAUAGCUUUAACAUAUCACAGAAGAAAAGGUUAACCUGUUGUAGCUCGACUUCUCUUCUAGAUACAAGAUACUUGGAGUACCAACAUGCAAAUUUGGGUACUGCAAAAGUUACCCUGAAUGCUGGGACUGUAUUCUUAACUAUCUUUCUAGAUUUCAACAUGUCCCUUUAUGAUCCAUACUUAACCGAAGCACUAAAAAUCCAAGUCCAAAUCCAAGGAGCCCCGCAAGCCAAAGAUUCCAUCCAAGCCAGUCUUCAUCACCAAAUGGCGUGGCGAGUCCAAAAUCAUACCAUGGAUCUUUGCCUUCCCGGAGGAGAAAAUACUUUACUCUUAAAUAUUGAUACUACCAAAGGAAACACCAUGUGCACACAAAUACCCAGACAAAUUUCUAGAGAUGAGCUUGUCAAAAUUCUUCCUGAUUACUGGAUCACAAAUUAUGAAAAAUUAAGGGAACCAGAGGAAUCUCUGCAAUCUGGUGAACCAACUUUUACCAAAAGAAAUGACAAAACCGUUUGUAUAAGCUUUGACCAUUCCCAUCUCAAAAAACCCAAUAAAACCGUCGUUUCUUUCCACAUGAUUCAACCCAGAGAUACAACAGAUACAUACCCUGAACCUGACAAAAAGUUUUUCUGGAAUAUACAAAGCAUCAUGGAAGAACAUGACUGGUGUCAACAUUUUGGCAAAGAAGGAAAAAGAGUUUGGCGGUUCAAAUGCCCCUUUACGGGACACUGCCCUUGGGAUCUUGACUACCAUUGCCAAGACUGUUUAGAAGACCCAAUUGGAGAAUGUAAUGAACACCAUCUGCGUCGUUGGGAACGAUUUGGACUCAAUAAGACCAAACCAAAAUCCAAAAAAAGGGAAGACCACUGA
Molecule: messenger RNA, 915 nt
Organism: Nicotiana tabacum (common tobacco)
Lineage: Eukaryota; Viridiplantae; Streptophyta; Magnoliopsida; Solanales; Solanaceae
Source: RefSeq, a predicted model, not a curated record